Zalophus californianus (California sea lion) is the source of this 2241-nucleotide messenger RNA. RefSeq names its product apolipoprotein L6 (gene APOL6). The coding region runs from base 790 to 1842 and encodes 350 amino acids. NCBI's taxonomy places the organism in Eukaryota, Metazoa, Chordata, Mammalia, Carnivora, Otariidae. Gene Ontology annotation, molecular function: lipid binding. Gene Ontology annotation, cellular component: extracellular region; membrane. The transcript has 7 exons. The record is from RefSeq and is a predicted model, not a curated record. Gene Ontology annotation, biological process: lipoprotein metabolic process; lipid transport.
AGCGCAUUGGAGCCUAUUCCCCGGGCGUGUGGGCCAGAGGCCGGUGUGGCUGAAACCAGAGCCCGGGGGCCGCCACCAAACCGGCAGCCACCUGGAUGGGCUUCCUCAGCCAGAGGCAGCUGCCGCCCGAUGGGACGGUGGGACACCGGGGGCCUCUGUGCAGGCCAGGGAGACCCCGGAGGCACAACACAGGCAUCCCCACCCAGGUGCCCUCUCAGGGGGCUGCAGACUUUCAAGGGGAGAGGGAAAGCCCUGAUGCCCAAGUCGGGUCCGAAUUUGCCUGAACAUUCACCUGCCAAAUGACCAACUUGACCCAACACUGUGUGUUUGAAAUUGCAAGAGACUGAGGGAGCGUAAGAAGCGGCGUUUGCUGCAUGUGACAUUCUUUCGCUCGCCCCGAGUCUCUUAGGGGCUCUUGCUUCACCAGCACCGCCGUGGUAAACACCACCCUAGUCCAGUGGCCGGCUCCCAGGCCCUCGGGGGAGGCCUCAGCAUCUGCGUCUGUUGCCAGGGAAAGCUGCAGGGAGGCCGCCCCAGUUGGAGGACAGCCUCUGUCCAGAGUGCGGGAGGCCAGGACACCAGGGCCCCUCAGGCCCCUCCGAGUCCCAGCUCAGCAGCUCACCGGCCUCUCAUCCCCGCUCCCUGCUUGGAGGGCCCCGGGGGACGCCCACAGAGCCGCCAGACUCCCUGUCCUUCUGAUACGGAAAAGAGCAGAGAUGCCCUUCUGAACUUCCCAGCAACAGAGACCCCCUCAGAUUUGCCAAGGUGUCCAAGCAGGACGUUGCACCAAUGACUCAUGAGGGCACCUCUAAUUCUCCCAAGGACCAAAUGAGCUCAACUUUGGGGUGGCAGGAGCCUCUGGACAACAGGGCAGGGACAGAAUGCCCGAGGGACCAGGAUGACAUUCUUCUGUGUGAGGAUGUGCAGCAACAAGAUGAGGAUCUGUCAGCUGAAGAAAUAAUAUUUUUGAGAGAGUUUCCCAUCAUCAAGGAAGAGCUAGAAGUGAACAUCAGGAAGCUCCAUGCCCUUGCAGACAGCAUCGACACAACCCACAGAACAUUCACCAAGACCAACAUGGUGGCCACCUCCCUCACUGUGGUCUCAGACGCCAUGAGCAUGCUGGGUCUGGUCCUUGCUCCAGCAACAGUAGGAGGAAGUCUGGCGCUCUCUGCUGCUGGUAAAGUUUUGGGGACAGCAGUCGGGUUCACCAGCAUCUUCAUCAACAUCAUGGAACACCGUCAAAAUCAAAAAGCCCAAACUCACGCCAGCACCCUAGUGCCCACCCAUGACCAUGAGGUCAACGAGGCUCAGGGAAAGAAAGUCUUCUACGUCCUGAGUGUCGGAAAGAAGGCCUAUGAUUAUGGAAGUAACAUCAGUGAUAUUAAGAAGAACAUCCGUGCCUGUCAGAUAGCCAGAGCCCACCCGCGUCUGGCCACUGCUGCCAAGCGUCUCCUGACCACUGGCCAAGUCUCAGCCCGAAGGAGCAUGCAGUUGCAAAGGGCCUUUAAGGGCACAAUAGUGCUGAUGGAGAAAAAUGUUCGCAUGCUGUGUAGUGCUAUGGCUGGCUUCUCCCUCUGCCAGAACGUGGUCACCCUCCGGAGCAACUGGAAGCAACUGAAGGAAGGAGAAGGAAGCAAGAUGGCAGAAGAGCUGAGAGCCCACGCUCAGGAGCUGGAAAGGAAGCUGAUGGAACUCACCCAGCUCUGUGAGAGUCUGCAGCAAAACUCUUCCAAGAGAAAAGGCCAGGGAGCUCAUCUUUGGGCGGAGCCACUGGGUCUCUGGCUUGACCCCCAGGCAGGCGUGGGGAAGCAGGUCCCCAGAAGUUCUUCAGGAGCAGAAUGAUGACAGAAAAAACUCUCUGAAGGCCUGAGAUACUGCGGGAAGCCAUUUGAGAUUUCCUUCCAAGUCAACGUGACUGUGUAGAAUCUUUGUUCAAACCCAAAGCCUGAUUUAUGGCCCGCCACGCAUGCGUCAGGCAUCGUACACGUGCUUUGUGAGUGAGCCACCUGAAGGAAAACCAUCUUGUCCUCGAGGUCAAUCAAUGCUCCUACCCACCCCCCCCCGCAUUCCUUUCUGGUAAACCCGUGAUUCCUGCCUGCGUGCAAAUCUAUAAUCGUUAAAGCUUUUACAAGAUGUAAGAAAGGCUAUCACCCUGUAAACACGGUUCAUUCUCCCCGGAGCCCGUUCUCCCCUGUGAAGAGCGUGUCCUUUCUGCCAAUAAAACUCUCUUUCUUACUUUUA